This is a messenger RNA of Pogona vitticeps (central bearded dragon), 1892 nucleotides long. RefSeq lists its product as uncharacterized. Lineage: Eukaryota; Metazoa; Chordata; Lepidosauria; Squamata; Agamidae. The record is from RefSeq and is a predicted model, not a curated record.
CGCAAUCGCGUGCUUUUCGAAUUGACCAAUCGGAGAAGGGCGGAGCCGCCCACCAAUCACGAGCGCUGGCGCAGGAGGUCGAUGGUUUAAAUGGAGGCCUAGAUGGACGCGUGGAGAGAAGAGUCAAUGGGCUAGAGCGUCAAGAUGUCCAAAGAGUGUGAAGAUAAUGUUUCUGGAACUGAAUGCACAGAAGAUAGUACAACAACGUUGCAGAAACAGCUUCAGGAUGACUUUGCCCAAAUGGAAAGUGUUCAGUUGAAGGUGAAGGCUCUGAGCGAGGACUGGCUGGAGACCCACCAACGCCUGAAAGCAGAGGAGGCAAAAGUGACGGAGCUGGAGGCACAGAUCGAGGGCCUGAACCUCAGACACGAAGAGACCAAGGCGGCCCUGCAAGCAGACAUUUUGCGGGCCCUGGCUCAAGUCAAGGAGAAGGAAGACCUUGCGGAGAAGCUCCGGGCCAAGGUGGCCGUGCUGGAGCGGAAGGUGGAAGCGGCCUGCCAGGAGGCAGCUAAAAGCGCUGCCCGGCUGGAAAAAGGCGCCUAUGAGGCGAGGCUGGCUCUCGAGGCCACCCUGGCCGAGCUGACUAGGCAGAAACACAUGGCGCUAGAGGCCACCGUGGAGAAGCAUUGGGGCGAGGUGGCUCUUCAUAGCCAGGAUGUGGUGGAUCUGGAGGAGAAUGAAGGGGGAGGAGCAGAAGCCCCCGGGAAGGAUGACAGUCGGGUGCUCCUGCGGAAGGACGCCGUUGAUGCUGGCCUGGGCGACGCUCCUCCUCCACCUCCACAAGAGGCAAAUCGAGGGAUUUUCAGACCAGCCGCUUCAUCUGAAUUCAAUGACUGUCUUUUCUUCCAACUCCUCUUCAGUUUUUCUGCAUUUGUGCACCAUAAUCUGGCAGUGGGAGAAUCUGCAGCAGAAGAGUUAAAAUACAAACCUCCAGUGAUCCCAGAAGGGCCCUUAUUGGGUUUGAGAAGGCAGGGCCAGCCAGGUUUGGAAACAAGGCACUCUGGAUAGAUUAGCAGAGGUCACUUUGUCAAAAUGACUGGAAUCUUGAGCAGAUAGUCAACAGAUCCAGGAUCCCGUUGGGAACACCUUCUGGCCGCCAAGCGAUCAACACGAGUGGUAAUCUGGGGUUGCUUCUGCAUGUCUCCACUCAGCUGCGGGCAUGUUGACCUUGUGAGGUCAAAGGGAAAUCCUGAGGUUUUCAACAACUAGUUCUUCAAAAUCAGGAUCUAACUUCGGCCCAGAUUCAGAAGCUUCUUCCACCACAAAGUUCUCUGAAGCAAUCAGAGAAGCAGCUGACAAUUGCUGGGCUGUUUUACACUUUGACAAACUCCUGGCAAUAGACUUCUGCGCCAGCCUUUCCCUUUUGGAGACUGGAUGAGCGCUCGUCAGCUAAAGAGGCUUUGUGUCAGACAGUAUUUCUUCCGCUGAGCAUGAUUUGGAUUCUUGCCUGCUUCCGUGAAAGUGUGCCAUGGCAGUGCUUGACACCCUCCUGGCGCCAUGUUGUUUUCUAGACAAUCUCUGGUUGUGAGAUAGGCCACCUUUUCUACUCCAUGCUGUUGAUAAGCCUGUUUCCCAAACCAUGUAAGUGCUAUAGUGGUUAUGCGGUCUCUCAAACUGCUGUGGACACUUUAGCUAUGUUAGAUGUUUAAUAAAUAGAUGGUACUGUUGCUGAAUCAUUUCUUGCUUCAGAGAGCUGGAAUGUGGAUGAAAAUCUGGGCCACUUCUGGGCAGGGUGGAAGUUGGACCUGGUCUCCAGGUAGCCAGGCAGGGAAAUCCCCAGCCACCGCAAUGUUCACCUUGCUUGCAGGCAUUACAAAAUCUAGGCACUGUUCAGUUAAUUAUCAACACUGUUUCCACACAUGGCCACAUAAAUUCAUUUGAUGCCUUUUGAA